AUGACCAAGUCGUGGCUGGUCACAGGCUCCUCGCGCGGUCUUGGCCGCGUCCUUGUCAAGGCCAUCCUCGCAUCAGGCGAUCGAGUCGCCGCAACCGCGCGCAAGAUCGAACAUCUAGAUGACCUCGCAGCACAGUAUGGUGCUGACAAGUUGCUCACUCUUGCCCUCGACGUCACCAAUGUUGAACAGGCGCACCAAGUUGUGACUCAAGUCAAGCAAACCUUUGGCAGGAUCGAUGUCGUAGUCAACAACGCAGGCUACGCCGAUGUAGCCUCCAUUGAAGACAUGACUAUAGACUCGUUCCGCGAGCAAUUUGAAACCAACUUCUUCGGCGUCGUCAACAUCACUAAGGCGGUGCUACCCAUUCUUCGCGAGCAAGGAUCCGGCCACAUCAUGCAAGUGUCUUCAGUGGGUGGACGCACAGGCAGUCCUGGUCUUGGGUCAUAUCAGAGUGCUAAAUGGGCUGUGGGGGGCUUCUCGACUGUGUUAUCGAGAGAGGUUGCGCAACUAGGGAUCAGAGUCACCGUCUUGGAGCCUGGUGGCAUGAAGACGGAUUGGGCAGGUUCGUCGAUGGGGAUGGGAGUGAUCAGCGAGCCGUACCGCGACAGCAUAGCCAAGUUUUCAGCCCUGAGACAAAAGCUGAGCGCGAACUGGACUGACCCGGCUCUAGUAGCUGAAGCUAUAGUUUUUAUUGCUAGUGUUCCGGAGCCACCGCUGCGGCUGCUCCUCGGGCCUGACACGCCUGGUGUUGCUGCUACGGAGGCACAGGCGGUUGCCCAGUCGGACGAAAAGUGGCGAGACGUCACGAUGUUGAAGCAGUGGUUGUCAUAG
Messenger RNA from Talaromyces atroroseus, 831 nucleotides. RefSeq lists its product as hypothetical. NCBI's taxonomy places the organism in Eukaryota, Fungi, Ascomycota, Eurotiomycetes, Eurotiales, Trichocomaceae. The coding region runs from base 1 to 831 and encodes 276 amino acids. The transcript has a single exon. The record is from RefSeq and is a predicted model, not a curated record.